This is a messenger RNA of Helobdella robusta, 741 nucleotides long. RefSeq lists its product as hypothetical. NCBI's taxonomy places the organism in Eukaryota, Metazoa, Annelida, Clitellata, Rhynchobdellida, Glossiphoniidae. The annotation marks the transcript as partial. Gene Ontology annotation, molecular function: protein serine/threonine kinase activity; ATP binding. The record is from RefSeq and is a predicted model, not a curated record. Gene Ontology annotation, biological process: regulation of MAPK cascade; regulation of axonogenesis; protein phosphorylation. Gene Ontology annotation, cellular component: cytoplasm. The transcript is spliced from 6 exons.
GUUGCAAUAAAGCACAUGUGCCUCAGAGAACAGCCCAAGCUCGAGGCACUUGUCGAAGAGAUUGAGGUGAUGAAGAAGUUGAACCACCGGAACAUAAUAAACUACAUCGAGUGCUUCUACCAGGAUGGCACACUCUCUGUUGUACUGGAGUACCUGGAAGGGUGCUCGCUAACUUCCGUCGUUAUAGAAACUGUUCUCAGGAGCGAGCAGAUAUCGGGCAUAACUUACUGCUGUUUGGACGCCCUGAAGUAUCUACACUCUCGUAACAUCAUCCAUAGAGACAUCAAAAGUGAUAACGUUUUGCUCGGAUAUAACGGAGAGGUCAAGUUGAUCGAUUUUGGUUUCUGUGCACAGUCAGACAAUCGCAAGACCAUGGUGGGUACGCCAUACUGGAUGGCACCUGAAAUCGUGUCGAGAAAGAACUACAGUUUCAAAGUGGACAUCUGGAGUCUGGGCAUAAUGGUCAUCGAGAUGAUUGAUGGCCAGCCACCGUACCUAGACGAGACACCUCUGAAAGCCCUCUACCUGAUUGCCAGUAACGGGAAACCGGAAGUGAAGAGCAAGGACGUCAGUGACGUCAUGCAGGAUUUCCUGGAUAAAACUUUGGAGGUUGACGUGGCGAAACGACCGACGGCCAGUCAACUAAUCAGCCAUCCUCUCUUUGAUAUUAGGGAGGAUUUGAAGUCACUCAAGCAAAACAUCGAACUGGCUUUACAGUGGGAGAACGAGAACAAUAAAUAA